AUGGCGGCGGCGGGAGCCGCGGGUCCCGGCGCGGGCGCAGGGGUCCCGGGCGCGGGCGGCGGCGGCGGCGGCGGGGCGCGCGAGGGUGCGCGGGUGGCGGUGCUGUGUCUACUAUGGUACGCGCUGAGCGCGGGCGGUAACGUGGUCAACAAGGUGAUUUUGAGCGCCUUCCCGUUCCCGGUCACCGUGUCGCUGUGCCACAUCCUAGCGCUGUGCGCGGGGCUGCCGCCGCUGCUGCGCGCCUGGCGCGUGCCGCCCGCGCCGCCCGUGUCGGGCCCCGGACCCGGCCCGCAUCCGGCGUCCGGCCCGCUGCUGCCGCCGCGCUUCUAUCCGCGUUACGUACUGCCGCUUGCCUUUGGCAAGUACUUCGCGUCGGUGUCGGCGCACGUCAGCAUCUGGAAGGUGCCGGUCUCCUACGCGCACACCGUCAAGGCCACCAUGCCCAUCUGGGUGGUCCUCCUGUCCCGGAUCAUCAUGAAGGAGAAACAGAGCACCAAGGUAUACCUGUCACUGGUCCCCAUCAUCAGCGGAGUCCUGCUAGCCACUGUCACAGAGCUGUCCUUCGACGUGUGGGGGCUGGUCAGCGCCCUGGCAGCCACGCUAUGCUUCUCCCUUCAGAACAUCUUCUCCAAAAAGGUGUUGAGGGACUCCAGGAUCCACCACCUGCGGCUGCUCAACAUCCUGGGCUGCCAUGCCGUGUUCUUCAUGAUCCCCACAUGGGUUCUGGUGGACCUCUCCACCUUCCUGGUCAGCAGUGACCUGGCCUAUGUGUCUCAGUGGCCCUGGACGCUGCUGCUCUUGGCAGUUAGUGGCUUCUGCAACUUUGCACAGAAUGUUAUUGCCUUCAGCAUUCUCAACCUCAUCAGCCCACUUAGCUACUCAGUGGCCAACGCCACCAAGAGGAUCAUGGUCAUCACUGUGUCCCUCAUUAUGCUACGCAACCCAGUGACCAGCACCAAUGUGUUGGGCAUGAUGACCGCCAUUCUGGGCGUCUUCCUGUACAACAAGACCAAGUAUGAUGCGAACCAGCAGGCCCGGCGCCAUCUUCUUCCCAUCUCCACGUCAGACCUGAGCAGCAGAGAGCACUUGCGGAGCCCAGUGGAAAAGCCCCACAAUGGUGCAUUGUUCCCCCAGCAGGGUGACUUCCAGUACCGCAAUAUCCUCCUCACAGACCACUUCCAGUACAGCCGCCAGGGCCACCCAAACUCCUAUGCUGUCAGCCGACAUGAUGUGUAGGCCAGGUCAGGCCUUCUGCACCCGCUUCUUGAGCUCAGCAGCUUGAGAAUGUUCUGGCAGCCUGGCUGAGCACAUGACACUUGGCGGCCAUCAGUGGAGCUCUGGGUCCUGGCCCCUGAUGGAUGGGCUACAGGAUGUGAUCAUAGUAUGGACACUCACAAACUCUGGGCAGGAAAAGAACCAUAGAGAGACCCUGGUUUAUGUCUCCACUAAGAGGCCACUCUGCAUUCAUGCACAGGGUUGCCCAUGACAUAUUACAGAGGUCUCAUCUGAACUUCUGGUGAGAGCAGGGACAUGCUCUACAGAACUGGCAUCUCUGUGGCUGCAAUCCUGGAAGCCAACAGGAGAUGGCAUCUGGGAUACAGCCCAGAGGGAUGGAGGGCUAACAUGGGUGGCAUUACCUGAUCCCACCAAUGAUACAGAGCCCUAGAAUACCCCAAGGCAGUUGGCCACUUGCAGCUAGUGCUGCCCAGGGGCAAACUUAUAGUGACCAUCAGCCUAUCAGCUGUGAACUUCCUCUGCCUUGUGGGUGCCAAAGCAGGGCAUAGCCCUCAGCCCGGGGGGCCCUUGGACUCUACAGGAGCAGCUUGUCUGCUCCCCACCCUUCUGAUGGCACAGAAGGCCAAGGGGUGGUGGUGACAGUUUCCUAAGAACCUAAGUUUCUCUGGGGAACAUCUCGUCGGCCAUGGGAUGGAAACCAUCUUAUCUCAUUUCAAAUAUGGGAUGUUUGUUGCUGGAGCCAGUCCUUCCCAGCUCAAUGGUAGCAGGCAAUGCCAAAGGGUACUGAAGCUGCAGCCACAGGAGUAGGAGGAGGUGUUCACACCAAGUACAGUGUUGUUUGUCAGUGAGGAGACCGCAUGUGUAUCAGGGUUUUAACUGUGCUCCAGUAAAUGGGACACCAGGCAGGUCUUGGUUUUUUUAGUUAAGAAUCACUUUGAGGCUGGAUAGAAUGCCUGCCUAGCAUUUGUGCAGCCUUUGCUUCUGUCCACAGAAUGCCACAUAGUGGUACAGGCCUGCCUUCCCAGCACUCUUGAAGCAGAUUCAGGAGGAUCUAGAGGACAAGGUUCUCUACAAAGUAAGUUCCAGACCAGCCUGGGCUUCAGUGAGAAGCUGCCUCAGGAAAAUGAUCAGUUUAGGGACCUGCCAUAGUGGCAUACAUCUAGGGGCUGAGGCAGGGAGAUGGCCAUGAGUUUGAAGUCAGUAUGGGCUACAUAAUGAGGCUCUCUCUGAAAAAGUUGAGGGGUUGGUGGCCCAUACCUAUGGUCUUAGGUACUCAUGAAGCAGAAGCAGGAGGCUUUCCCAAGCCUGUGAGCUCAAUGCCAGUGUGGCAAUUGACAGCAGGUAAGUAAUAGGAAGGGGCAUCAGGCUUAGCUUGGGGUAUCAGUGGGUCUCAGGGUUUUUUGGUUUUGAGACAGGGUCUUACAAUAUAGAUCAGGCUGACCCUGAACUCAUGGGAUAUACCUGUCUCUGCCUCCUGAGUGCUUGGAUUCUUUAAAACCAUGGGCACUACAUCCAGAUGGCAUCAUCCCACUAAGCCUCCCAGGCUGACCUUAGCAGUUGUGCCCCCUCUGUUGCUUAGCACUGAGCUCACAGGUACAUCAUGGCACCCCAGUCCUUAACUCCUGAUUUGUUGGGUCCCUCUGCUUUUGAUUACUUGGGGUUUUAUAUUGAAAGGUUAGGGUUUUUUGGUUGUUGUUUAUUUGUUUUGUUUUUUGAGACAGGGUUUCUCUGUGUAGCCCUGGCUGUCCUGGAACUCAUUCUGUAGACCAGGCUGGCUUAGAACUCAGAAAUUCACCUGCCUCUGCCUCCCAAGUGCUGGGAUUAAAGGCAUGCGCCACCACUGCCCGGCGAGGGUUAGUUUAUUAUCUUAGCCUCCUGCUUGCCUGAGACUUGGCAUCCCCGGCCUCGGGACAGUCCCGUCUGCCUUGCCUAGUCCCAGCUGGUUUGCAGAAGAAGUUCCUUGGUAAGGCCGUCUGUUGGGUUCUCCUCAAUGGGGAAGACUGGCCUGAGACACCUGUCACUGCAGAGGUCUCUGUGGGUGACCAUGACUCAACUCUGGACUCAGAAUGAAUUAUGUCUUUUUGGAUUACCAAGAUGUUCCUAUAAUUUGUGUAUUAAUGCAUUUUUCCUUUUUCAGGGAGUAAAAAGGCCCGUCUCACUUUUCUUAACGGUUUAUAAAUUAAUAAAUGGGAUACUUAGUUCUGUUCAUAGGCUCACAGCAAGUAUGAACACUGGAAUGGAUGAGACAAUCAGGAUAGACCAAAUUCUCAGAUCAAAAGACAAGCAGCUGGGGCGGCCGCUCUGGCUACAGUGCUUACCUGCGUGAAUGAAGUCCUGGCCAGCCUCAGCCUCGCAUACACAGAAUGUUACCCCAUUACUCAGGAGGCUGAGGCAGUUAGGAUCAGGAGUUCAGUAUAAUACUGGCUACAUAGUGAAUUGGAAGCCAGUCUGGGCUAUAUGAGAGAAACAACAAAACAGACUUGAUCUACAGUUUACGUCUGUCCAUUCAAAGUCACAUUAGCCCUACUCCCGUGUCUUACCUCCCAUUACAUCCACCUCUCCCUCUCCAGGUCUGACCCGUUCCACCUCUGUUGGGGUCUAUUUGAGCAUUUGUGUUACUGUCCCCACAUACCCUUUGAAAUUGCUUAGCCAAAACGCUGGUCCCGACCUACCCAGCUCCUUCAUUUUACAGAAGAAACUGAGGCUUAGUGAAUGUCUUUUCACUAUUAGUGCACUUGGAGCUUUUAUUUAUUUCUUUGAGAUUGUAUCUGCCUAUUUAGACCAGGCUGACCACAGACUAGAAGGCAACUCCUCCAGCCUUAGCCUUUGUGCCUGGAGGAGCUGCCAUACCCAGCACCUUAACUUAUGUCAUUUAUUCUAGGGAAACCCAAAACUCUCUUGACAGAGGAGAGGAGCUGAACUGAGGCAGUAAAAUACUUGGAACUUAAUUCCUCUGUGUGUUGGGAGGACUCCAAGCAGUGGGCUCUUCAUGGCUAGACCCUAGCCCCAAAACCUUGGGUCUGAAACGGAAAACCUGUCAUGCUCUUGCUUUCCAUUGUCAUCUUGAGGCUCCUGUGUCAUAGACUGUACUAUGGGAGUAGCUGUGCUCCUGGUUGGCAUUUACCAAAAAUAAAUGGUGGUUUCCAGGG
Mus pahari (shrew mouse) is the source of this 4385-nucleotide messenger RNA. It is a transcript of the gene Slc35e1, whose product is annotated as solute carrier family 35 member E1. The coding region runs from base 1 to 1236 and encodes 411 amino acids. Gene Ontology annotation, cellular component: Golgi apparatus. Gene Ontology annotation, molecular function: antiporter activity. The transcript has 6 exons. The record is from RefSeq and is a predicted model, not a curated record. Lineage: Eukaryota; Metazoa; Chordata; Mammalia; Rodentia; Muridae.